Venustampulla echinocandica is the source of this 2073-nucleotide messenger RNA. Its product is annotated as (Trans)glycosidase. The coding region runs from base 1 to 2073 and encodes 690 amino acids. The transcript has a single exon. The record is from RefSeq and is a predicted model, not a curated record. Gene Ontology annotation, cellular component: extracellular region; cell surface. Gene Ontology annotation, molecular function: beta-glucosidase activity. NCBI's taxonomy places the organism in Eukaryota, Fungi, Ascomycota, Leotiomycetes, Helotiales, Pleuroascaceae. Gene Ontology annotation, biological process: glucan catabolic process.
AUGGCGCCUGGAGAGUCACCGCGUCGAAAAACGCGAGAAAGAAGCCAUCCUCACCAUGAAAGGCGAAGAUCGCAGCCCCAAAGCCCAAAGAAACCCGCACACGAGUCAACAACUUCCCAAUCAAGCUCCCAAGCAUUGUCCGCGGACUCGCUGGCCAGGCUCAACCUGUUGAAUCAGCACGAGAGAGCGCGAGCAAGAGCAGAGGAGACCACCCCCAAAAAGCCGCGGCGGAAAAGGCAUCGCGAAGUAGUGGACGAAAAGAUAGUGGUAGAGAGAAGUAGACGGCAGCAUAAACGGAAGAAGCGGCGAGUGGUGAGCGGUGCCCUGCUGGAAGAAGGCGAAGGUCCGAGGCUGAAAGGGUUGAGAGGCGGCCAUAAGAAUAAUGAUGAACAUAGUAGUGGCAAAAAGAAGAAGAAGCAGCGCUUAUGUGGGUUGCCGUUUGAACUACACUUGGGUGUUGAACUAACUUUUGUGAAAGUAAUUAUUGGCGGUGUUCUCCUGGUGCUUAUCAUUAUUAUAGUAGCUGUUGCCGUUGUUGUCAGCAAGAAGAAAGGCUCGAAGUCGGACUCAAGCUCGAAUGCCUCCACCAACGAUUCCGGAAAACCGUCGAAUUCAAAUCUGGAUGGGAUAUCUCAAUCAGACAUCCCCGUUGCGGCAAAAGGAACCGACCUCGAUCCAUUUUCCUGGUAUGACACGACGGAUUUUAAUGUGACAUACACAAAUGAGACAGUGGGCGGGCUUCCCAUCAUGGGACUAAACUCGGAAUGGGAUGAUUCAAAAAGUGCGAACGGCAAUGUGCCGCCAAUUGGGAAGCCGUGGGGCUCCUAUUCGGAGACGCCAGCACGAGGAGUGAACCUUGGAGGCUGGCUCUCAUUAGAGCCGUUCAUAACGCCGUCACUGUUUAACAAGAACGGUGUCAUUGAUGAGUGGACCUUGACGACUUAUUUAGGAAACCAAGCAAAACCAACACUAGAACAGCAUUACGCAACGUUUGUAAGCGAGCAAACAUUCAUAGAUAUCGCAAAUGCCGGGCUAGACCACGUCCGAAUACCCUUCUCGUACUGGGCGGUCAAGACAUAUGAUGGCGACCCAUAUGUCUUCCGAACCUCGUGGCGAUAUCUCUUGAGAGCAAUCGAAUGGGCGCGGAAACAUGGUCUCCGAAUCAACCUUGACGUUCACGGAUUGCCAGGCAGCCAAAACGGAUGGAACCACAGCGGACGUCAAGGGUCAAUUGGAUGGUUGAAUGGAACCGAUGGAGCCUUAAACGGCCAAAGAUCCCUCGAUCUCCACGAUCAACUCUCGAAAUUCUUCGCUCAAGACCGUUACAAGAACAUCAUUUCCUUCUACGGCCUAGCUAAUGAGCCAAAAAUGACUGUCCUCCAGCCGUCAGAUGUCAUAGCCUGGACAUCCAGCGCCUAUACACUCGUCCGCAAGAACGGCAUAAACGCCAACGUCGUCUUUGGUGACGGUUUUGGCGGCCUCUUGAACUGGAAAGGCAAACUAACUGGCCUCAGUGGCCUAGUUCUCGAUGCACAUCAAUACGUCAUCUUCAAUCGAGAUCAGAUUUCAUUCAACCAUUCCGCAAAAAUAGACUACGCCUGUCGUGGCUGGAGCGACCAAGCUUCCCUAAGCUCCAAUACAGCAACAGGGUUCGGCCCAACCCUAUUCGCAGAAUGGUCCCAAGCAGACACGGACUGCGCGCCCAACCUAAACAACGUCGGCCUCGGCUCACGCUGGGAAGGGAAAUUCCUAUCUGGUGAUCCGCAAACACAAGUCCUCUCCCCGGGCUGUCCCGCCAAAUCCGCCUCUUGCAGCUGUAGCAGCGCGAACGCUGACCCCUCUACCUAUUCAUCCGCAUAUAAAGAGUUCCUGCAGAUGUUCGCAGAGGCGCAGAUGCAUAGUUUUGAAAAGGGUUGGGGUUGGUUUUAUUGGACAUGGAAGACCGAGAGCGCGGCGCAAUGGAGCUAUCAAGCGGGAUUGAAGGCCGGUAUCUUACCUGCGAAGGCGUAUGAGCCGAAGUUUAAGUGCGAAGGUAGUGCGCCUAGUUUUGAUGGGUUGCCGGAGACGUAUUGA